Molecule: messenger RNA, 764 nt
Organism: Gryllus bimaculatus (two-spotted cricket)
Lineage: Eukaryota; Metazoa; Arthropoda; Insecta; Orthoptera; Gryllidae
Source: the annotation of a GenBank genome assembly
CAUAUUUGUGACUAGUGCGUAGAGUGAGUUCCCUCGACAUCGCAUAUUCAAAAGAAGUCUGAUAUUAGGAAGAACGGUCUAUAUUGGAUGCUAUUGAACUUUCACUUUUCAACAGUGGAAGUGUUUGUCAUUUAAGUAGAAUUUGUAAUCAAAGAAAAAGAAAUUCCAUGUUGGCCUGCGGUGCUCCAGGAUUUGAUUACUACAGUGGGUAUCAGGAAUCAUGGAUGAGUACAAACAGGAUUGAACAAAAUGAUUAUAUAUCAGAGAGUCUUAAUGGUAUUCAUAUGCUGAUCGUUUUACUAGAAGAGAAAGUUCUACAAAAUGAGCAAGAACUAUCUCACCUCCAGAGGAUUAUUUGGAAAUUGGAACAAGAAAAUGAUUCUUUUCGAGAAAGACUUCAAAGACUUGAGGCAAGUGUAGCAGAAUUAUGGCAAUGUAACACAAGUACUGCUAGUAAUGAUAGUGGAACCUACUCAGAAAUAUCAAGUGAGUUAUUUGAAGAUCGUGAUCAUAAUGAUUUACUGGAUAAUCAAAGUGGAGGCUCUCCUCUUCACAACUGGACAUCAUCCUUCACAGAAUCAGCCCUUCCUGGAUAUGAUGCUCUCAAUUCCCAGCUAUUCUGGCCUUCUAGUCAACCUGUACUGUGCUACUUUUAUGGAGUUCCAGCUGCUCCACCUUUUGUAAACAAUGAAACUGUGUUUUUUGAUGGACAAGAAACUACUAACAGUUCAACAUAUUAUUAUGGCAAUGCAUAUAAUGUGUGA